This is a messenger RNA of Entelurus aequoreus (snake pipefish), 1168 nucleotides long. RefSeq names its product adenylate kinase 6 (gene ak6). Gene Ontology annotation, cellular component: cytoplasm; nucleus. NCBI's taxonomy places the organism in Eukaryota, Metazoa, Chordata, Actinopteri, Syngnathiformes, Syngnathidae. The coding region runs from base 260 to 784 and encodes 174 amino acids. The transcript is spliced from 6 exons. Gene Ontology annotation, molecular function: AMP kinase activity; ATP binding; ATP hydrolysis activity. The record is from RefSeq and is a predicted model, not a curated record.
AGCUCACUCGGGCUGUCUCUCCCGGAAGUGACGUAGUCGUCGCGCAUGCGUGGACUGAUCUAAUCUUCCGGUACCGAGCAACUGUUGUAAAUAAUCGUCUACUUCUGUACAAGCAAACCCUUUCCAGGCGUUAUAGGCUCACAUUACGGACAUUCACCUUAAAUAUAUAAACAUAGACGCGUAACGACAUCAUUUAUCACGUCUUUUAGUUUCGUCCCAGGGUUCUCUCGGUGUAACACGUGUUAGCUUCUUGCUAACUAUGAAGAUGAAGAAACAACCAAACAUCCUGUUGACAGGAACACCUGGUGUUGGAAAAACAACCCUGGGAAAAGAGCUGGCUCAGCGGACAGGACUGACCUACGUUAAUAUCGGUGAUCUGGCUAAAGAAGGAGAUCUGUAUGAUGGUUAUGAUGAGGAGUACAACUGCCCCAUUCUGGAUGAAGACCGGGUGGUGGAUGAGCUUGAAGAGAAGAUGGCGCUUGGCGGAGUGAUUGUGGACUACCACGGCUGCGAUCUGUUCCCUGAGCGCUGGUUCCACAUUGUGUUUGUCUUGCGCACAGACAACACUCAGCUGUACACGCGUCUUGAGAGCAGAGGCUACACCGGCAGGAAGCUGCAGGAAAAUGUGCAGUGUGAAAUCUUCCAGAGCAUCUACGAGGAGGCACGGGAGGCCUACAAAGAGGAGAUCGUUCACCAACUGCCCAGCAACACUCCCCAGGACAUGGACAACAACCUGGACCAGAUCCUGCAGUGGACUGAGCAGUGGAUCAAGGAGCACAACUAGCAUUAUGCGGUGGUGGUCCAUAUGAAAGGAGGUGUUGCGCCACAUGAAAGGAGGUGGUGGGCCACAUGAAAGGAGGUGGUGAGCCACGUGAAAGGAGGUGGUGGUCCACAUGAAACAAGGUGAUGACCACAUGAAAGGAGGUGGUGGGCCAAAUGAAAGGAGGUGGUGGUCCACAUGAAAGGAGGUGGUGGUCCACAUGAAAGGAUGUGGUGGGCCACAUGAAAGGAGGUGGUGGGUCACAUGAAAGGAGGUGGGCCACAUGAAAGGAGAUGGUGGUCCACGUGAAAGGAGGUGGUGGUCUACAUGAAACAAGGUGGUGGGUCACAUGAAAGGAGGUGGUGGGCCACAUGAAAGGAGGUGGUGGGUCACAUGAAAGAAUGUGGU